CUUGUUGCAAUCUUGUAAUGAUGAUGACAAUAUUAAUGACGAUGAUGACAAUGAUGAUGACCUUGAUUAUGAUGCUUUGUGCUAUAAGACCCAACUUGAAACUCUUAGCACCAUUUGAACCUUUGCUCAAACACUUACUAACAACUUUGUGAAUGUUGUAAGGUUGUUAUUCCAAGGUAUUCAGAUCUAGUCCCCAGGCUCCAGUAUUUAGCAUGUCACUGUGGUCAUGACAGAAGUGCAGAGAGUGGGGCCCAGUGUCUGGCUGGGAUAAUUAACAAGUUGCCUGAAGGUGAUGAGUUAACUUCACUGGUAAACGACUUGAUGAGCAAAAUAUGGCAAGUCAGUGGCAAAGAGGACUCACUAAAACGAGCCACAGUAACUUGGCUUUGGUUGACUAAAGCAGUAGUGAUCCGCUCUCACGCAUUAGCACCUAAAUUUAUUGAAAAGGUUUUUAGUUUGCUGGUUGAUAAAUAUGUUGGCCGUGUCGCAGCAGAUGGUUUCUAUAUCAUCAUGGCGGAUUAUGAAGAAGUCAUGAGUGUUAAAAUGCAUGUUAAUUACAGGAUGAUGUACCGUCAGCGGCUUUUCAUGGAAACUGCUCCCAAGUUAAUACAAGGAUUUCACUCUGCAGAGCCAGACGUUAAGCAUCAUUACCUUUGUGCGCUGUCUCAUCUCCUGCAGUGGAUCCCAAAACAGGUUCUACUCACCGAGCUGCCAAAUUUGAUGCCGCUAUUGGUUCAAUCUUUGUCCUGUGAGGAACAGAGUUUGAGGCUGUCCACAUUACAGACCUUGUAUUCACUAGUGCUGGAUGCUCCUGAGAUUAUUACACGUCACGUGACUUCAUUAGUUCCCAUGCUCCUGGGAUUGUCAAAGUUUCAGCUAUCAAUGAAAAUUCGAAUGGAAGCUCUCAAGUGUUUGGGAGCAAUGACAACUUUACCUCACCAUGCGGUGUACCCUUACAAAACCAAAGUAUGUAGAGCGUUAGCUGACUCAGUCGAUGAUAAAAAGAGAUUAGUCCGAAAAGAAGCAGUGAAAUGCAGAAACGAAUGGUACCUUCUGGGCAGUUCCACGAGAUAGCACUCGCUGAUUUUGUGGAAAUAGAAUUAACAGAAUGGUUGCGUUACAAGAACAGUAGCAGGUGGCCCCACCCCCGCACUGCUGUCCAGCCAUUCUAGGUCUUCAUCCAGUGCCUAGGGAUACGAACAUGUUAUGGAUUUAAGAGUUGAUUUUCGUUUAUCUCCGGUAACAUGAGAGCAAAGAACAGUGACUCGCUACUACGUUGAUUUGAGGACCGGUGACUGACCCUUAAUAGUUAUUUUCGCUUGGAACGCCAGGAAAGCACAAUAUCUCAGCUCUUUCGAGCUUCCUCGUGUCUUGAGCAUCUUCCCAGAAAACUGUUGUACAAGCAAUGUCAAGAUCAACAUUGACGUUAACACCUGAAGAAGCAUUUGUACUCAGCUGGACGAACUGGAAACUCAGUAAUCCGAUUGCUUAAUCACGUGACUUUUCCUGCUGAUGAUAAACCAGCGUGCCUAUGAAGUGAUCCCUUUGGUUUAUAUCAUCUCUUUGAUCGGAUGAUGAGAAACAGAUACUCCUGAAGUAGUAGUCCGCAGUAUUUUAAUAUUUAACAAUUAUUCACAGAAGUGGAGGUGAAUAGUGGUGGAUAUUUACCGAGCCG
Molecule: messenger RNA, 1675 nt
Organism: Orbicella faveolata
Lineage: Eukaryota; Metazoa; Cnidaria; Anthozoa; Scleractinia; Merulinidae
Product: MMS19 nucleotide excision repair protein homolog
Cellular component (GO): cytosolic [4Fe-4S] assembly targeting complex
Source: RefSeq, a predicted model, not a curated record